AUGCGCCUCAACAUCAACUUCACCAUCAUGACCACCAUCCCCCCUCCUCCCCCGCAACCCGCACCCCCGGCACUCCCCGCCCCUAGAGCCCCAGCGCCCACCUCACUCUCAGACUCGCUCUCGAAACUAGACUCGCAGAUCUCGGAAAAAGACCAGCAUCUCUCAUCGCUCCGCUUAGGGCUUACGUCGCUCCGCUCGCAGAUGAUGGAGGGGGGACUGCACUCCCAGAGCGACGAACUCUAUCAACAGCGCACAGAGCAAUACCUACAGCUCCUGGAAGCGCAUUCGCAGCACAGAGACGAAUACCUUCAUCUCAAAGACGAAUACUUAAAGCUGUUAGAAGUGUACCUAAAUCGCGAGAAGGAAUACAUGCAGCUUAAUAAGGGGUAUUUGAAGCUUGAUAAAAGGGCCUUCAAAAUUAGUAAAAAAGACGUCAAGCGUGAGAAAAAAUAUCUGAGGCUUUGUAGGAAAGACCUGCGGCUUGAGCGGAAACGGACGAUGCUCGAAUCACAGUACUCGACGAUUGACGACGGUGAUCAAAGCCUGGAAAUGAGAGUCUGGGUUUCAGAAACUAGGGGCUGGAUGCCAAGGCUCGAGCUGUGCCAAAUGUCAAACCUCCUCUACUGCGACGAAAGAAUCGCGACAUAA
Pseudogymnoascus verrucosus is the source of this 648-nucleotide messenger RNA. RefSeq lists its product as uncharacterized. NCBI's taxonomy places the organism in Eukaryota, Fungi, Ascomycota, Leotiomycetes, Thelebolales, Thelebolaceae. The coding region runs from base 1 to 648 and encodes 215 amino acids. The record is from RefSeq and is a predicted model, not a curated record. The transcript has a single exon.